UUGGACGCGCGGCUAGUUGUUCGCUGCUUGGGGUCUGACUCCCAAGCUCCCCGCCCUCAUCAAAGGACUGUGACCCAUUGAGGGCCUCUUUUGAGGACGCGGAGACCGAGUGAUCCCCGCUGCUUCCCGUCACCUACGCUGUACCUCAUGGUGUCUACAUUCAGCAGCCCCGCUGAGGCGGCGCUGGAGCGGGAGGCGGGGGCCGCGGGGCUGCUCACGCCUCUGGCGGACCUGGACCGAGUGUACGAGCUGCAGCGAGUCGUCGGGUUUGUCCGUGACCUGGCGUGUCAGCGGGUGGCCUUGCAGUUCCCUGACCAACUGUUGGGAGAUGCUGGGGUUGUGGCUGCACGACUGGAGGAGACCACGGGGUCGAAAAUGUUCAUUCUGGGGGACACAGCCUAUGGCAGCUGCUGUGUGGAUGUGCUGGGUGCUGAGCAAGCUGGAGCUCAGGCCCUUGUACAUUUUGGCCCUGCCUGCUUAAGCCCUCCAGCCCGCCCACUGCCGGUGGCCUUCGUCUUUGGUCAGCGUUCUGUGGCCUUGGAGCUCUGCGCCAAAGCCUUUGAGGCCCAGAAUCCAGACCCCACAGCUCCUGUGGUGCUGCUGAGUGAGCCGGCCUGCGCCCAUGCCCUGGAGGCCUUGGCCACUCUCCUUCGCCCACGGUACGUGGACCUGCUUGUCUCCAGCCCAGCUCUUCCCCUGCCAGUGGACUCCCUCAAUUCAGAGCCUGAACCCCUGCAGCGUUUUGGGCGUCGCUUCCCCCUGGCCCCAGGAAGGUGUCUGGAAGAGUAUGAUGCUUUCUAUGUGGGAGGCUCUGGGGCCAGCUCUGACCCUGACCUCGAUCCUGACCUGAGCCGGCUGCUCUUGGGCUGGGCACCAGAGCGGUCCUUCUCCUCCUGCUGCCCAGACACGGGGGGGACUCGUGAUGAAGGUGCCCGGGCUGGGCGGCUGAGGGCACGGAGACGAUAUCUGGUAGAGAGGGCCAGAGAUGCUCGCGUGGUGGGGCUGCUGGUGGGCACGUUGGGUGUGGCCCGACACCGGGAGGCACUGGCACACUUGCGGAACCUGACUCGGGCUGCCGGCAAGCAUAGCUAUGUGUUAGCUCUGGGGCGGCCCACACCUCCCAAACUUGCCAACUUCCCUGAGGUAGAUGUCUUUGUGCUGUUGGCCUGUCCUCUUGGUGCCCUAGCUCCCCAGCCUUCUGGUAGCUUCUUCCGGCCUGUAUUGUCACCAUGUGAGCUGGAGGCUGCCUGCAACCCUGCCUGGCCAUCUCCAGGCCUGGCUCCCCACCUCACACACUACGCAGACUUAUUGCCUGGCUCUCCCUUCCACGUGCCCCUCCCGCCACCUGAAUCGGAACUGUGGGACAUCCCAGAUGUGUCACUCAUUACUGGGGGGCUUCGACCCCUGCCUGCCUGGAAGCCAUCAAAUGAUCCUGGAUGCUCAGCCCUGGCUCCGCGGCCUCAGCUGGAGCUGGUUGAGAGUAGCCCUGCAGGUAAGUGUGCCAAGUCUUCACUCCCGUCAGAAUUCUCCUGGAUUCAGCCCACUCAGCUUCAGUCCCCUCUCUUUGCAGCCUCAUUCCUUAGUUCCCGGAGCUGGCAAGGGCUGCAGCCUCACCUGGGUCAGACACCAGUGACAGGAGUCGUGAGCGGAAGACGAGGAAUUGCCAUCGCCUAUGAGGAUGAGGGAAGCAGCUGAUACCCUGGGAGGCCAGAGACACAGAUGGACUUAAGCAGGGGUCCUCAAACUUUUUAAACGGGGGGCCAGUUCACUGUCCCUCAGACCGUUGGAGGGCCGGACUAUAGUUUAAAAAAAAACUAUGAACAAAUUCCUAUGCACACUGCGCAUACCUUAUUUUGAAGUAAAAAAACAAAACGGCAAAACCACCCGCAUGUGGCCCGUGGGCCGUAGUUUGAGGACGCCUGGACUUUAGGAUCACUGCUAACUCUUCCGGUCCCAGGUGCUGCAGG
Molecule: messenger RNA, 1967 nt
Organism: Eptesicus fuscus (big brown bat)
Lineage: Eukaryota; Metazoa; Chordata; Mammalia; Chiroptera; Vespertilionidae
Gene: DPH2
Product: diphthamide biosynthesis 2
Exons: 5
Coding region: 148-1695 (515 amino acids)
Biological process (GO): protein histidyl modification to diphthamide
Molecular function (GO): 2-(3-amino-3-carboxypropyl)histidine synthase activity
Source: RefSeq, a predicted model, not a curated record